Penicillium vulpinum is the source of this 321-nucleotide messenger RNA. RefSeq lists its product as uncharacterized. Lineage: Eukaryota; Fungi; Ascomycota; Eurotiomycetes; Eurotiales; Aspergillaceae. The record is from RefSeq and is a predicted model, not a curated record. The transcript has a single exon. Bases 1 to 321 code for a protein of 106 amino acids.
AUGGAGAAGUGCACAUAUGUUGACAGAAGGAUCAAAGAUGGUACCGGCAGUCUCGUCCAGGGACACGCGGUCGUCCGUGUUUGUAGCGAGAGUGACCGAAUUCUCACUUUAGGGAAAUGUCGGCGCAACCUUGUUGAUAAGAUCCUGGUCCUAGAAAAGCUAUCCGACGUGUGCAACCUUUCCGCUGAUGAUGGUAUCGUUGGGAAGGAAAAUCACGUUGAGGUGAAUGACGACGUGGUAAUGGGUGGUGGGAUUAGACUCGUGGUCCGGGAACAAACUGGAGAAUCGCACCACGCUUUCACCGUCAGGCCAAAAAAAUAG